AUGGCUGAGGAGGACUACACUGUCGCCGACUCAACUCUGGUCGACAUCUCGGUCUCGUCCGCCAACGGAGGCAAACUCCGCAAAGGCCCGCGGUUCAGCUGGACGCCAGCCUAUGAGGCCACUUUCUUCCGGUCGCUCUGCGAGUCGGUUCAGCUGGGUCUCAAGGACAAUCACAGCUUCAAGCAGGAAGCCUGGGAUCGUGCCGCCAAGGCUCUGCAAAAGCACCACGGGGCCUACCCGAACAAGGGCCAUCUUAUUAACAAAUCGGACAAUGCGCGGAAGAAGUUCCGCCUGUGGCGAGGUCUUCGUGAAGACCCUGACUUCCUCUAUAACCCCACCACGCGCAUGGUAACCGGGACCGAGGAGGCCUGGAAACACCACGUUUCUAAAGAGCCGCUCUCUCGGUCGCUCAAAGGGCGCCCUUUUGACCAUGAGGAUUACAUGGAAAUUCUGUUUCCAGAUGUUGUGGGCUCUGGCGGCGCCCCAAAACGCAUCACCAAGCGGCGUCGCGAGACGAUCGGGGUGCCGGGAUCUGAAGGCGCCGAUGGCAACGCAAAUGACUCCCUCAUGGAUCUCCUUGAUGAUAGCAGCUACGGCGCCGUGGUGCCGCCGCCCAUGUUGUCAUCCGCGCCUCUGGGCAUCGUGCCCCCAAACAUGACACCACAGACACAAUCUCAGCAGCCUCCUCAGCAGCAACCGCCCCAGCACCACCAGCCACAGCAACAGCCGCCACCCAUGCCACCCCAACCACAACAGCACCAACACCGGGUUCAGCAGCAGCAGGGUCCACAGCCGCCACCCCAACAACAACAGCAGCAGCAACAGCCUCUCAUGCACCAGCAACCGCAACAACGACACGGCACUGCAGUCAACAUGCUCAUGGGAGCAUCCACGGCCUCCACAAGCGCUCUCACCCCACCCGACGAGACGCAACCCCCAAAUAAUUCGCGGAAGCGCUUCGUCCCUGACCCGUCAGUGUUCUCGUCUGACAAGCGGCGCCGCACCACGGGCACGCCCACUGCAAAUUUUGCCGAUAUGACGCACCCUGCUCCAGAGACGCAAGCCAACGUGGGUACCAGCGGGGGAUUACCGGUCGCCAGUCAGUCCGGCCCCACGGCAGAUCCCAGCGCACCCAACAUGGCUGGAAUUACUGCCUUGGCUGGCUCAGCCGCGGGGCCGACGGGGCUGGGCCACGGCCUGGUCGAGGACCUGCUGAUCCAGCUUGCCGAGGCGGUCAAGCUUUCACGACCGCUGCGCUGGCCCGAGCAGGCCAUGGAGAUAUUCUUCCGCGACUUUAGCGAAGAGGAGCUGGUGCUCCAGUGCAGCAUCGCCGAAAAGAUGCUCACUGACCCUAACAAGGCCCUCAUGUUCUGCAAGAUGACCCCUGAACUCCGCCGGCAGUGGGUCAAGAGGCUGCGUGACGUGCACACUCGCAUUCCCACGAACUGA
Gaeumannomyces tritici R3-111a-1 is the source of this 1449-nucleotide messenger RNA. RefSeq lists its product as hypothetical. The transcript has 2 exons. NCBI's taxonomy places the organism in Eukaryota, Fungi, Ascomycota, Sordariomycetes, Magnaporthales, Magnaporthaceae. Bases 1 to 1449 code for a protein of 482 amino acids. The record is from RefSeq and is a predicted model, not a curated record.